AUGCGCAGCCACGCUCCCCCGCGCGCCGCGAUGGUUCCGCCCGUCCUGCGUGACCCCGUCCGCGUCCCGCCCGCCCCGCAGCCCCGCCGCUUUGGUUCCCCCGCUCCGCUGGGUCCCGGCGCGGAGCUGCCUCCGGUGAUGGCGGCGGCGGCGGCGGCGGCGGCGGCGGCGGGCGGGGGGAGCCGCGGACUCUGGGGGCGUCUGGGGGACACCCGCCUCGGCCGCUGGUGCCGGGCGCUGCUCCAGGAUUAUUCCACCUCUCUCCGCGAAGCCGCGGCCGGAGCCCGGCGCCGUCCCGCGGCCACUGCGGCUGCCCUGGGCGUCCUGGGCGUCUCGGCCGCCUUGGCCAGCUCCGUGCCGGACCUGGAGUCGCUGGAAAGCGCGGCGGUGGCGGCGGGGGCGACGCUGGGGCAGCUCCCGCCGGGCUCCCGCAGCCCCCGCGCCGAGCGCCACGUCCUGCGGCUGCUGCGGCUGCGGGAGCGCGGCCGGAUCCGCGUCCGCAGCCUGGGGCUGGUGGCCGUGGCCGGGGCGUCGCCGCACGGCAGCGACCCCGCGCUCUACUCGGCGCUGUGCCCGCACCUGCGGCCGCGGCCCCGCGAUUUCGGGGCGCUGCUGCUGGACGUGGGGUUCCUGGGGCGCUGGUGGCUGCUGGAGCGGGCGCUGCGCGACUGCGAUGUCAACGAGGAGGAAUUCCGACACCUCCCGGAGCCGCUGCGCCGCCUCGACCCCCGCGACCUGCGCUCGGAGCGCAACGAGCGGCUCCACCGGGAGCGGCUGCGGCCCGUGGUGCUGAGCGAGGCGGAGAUCGGCGGGGAUGGGGUGGGGUGAGCGGCGGGAGGGAGCCCCGGCCGGUGGGGCUCGGGGCUGCGGUGAAAAGGGGCGGCUGUGACCCCCCUCCCGCUCCCGGCUCGUCGAACCCAUAAAAGCUUGGUUGUGGCUCGGA
Molecule: messenger RNA, 943 nt
Organism: Corvus hawaiiensis (hawaiian crow)
Lineage: Eukaryota; Metazoa; Chordata; Aves; Passeriformes; Corvidae
Gene: TIMM29
Product: translocase of inner mitochondrial membrane 29
Exons: 2
Coding region: 1-828 (275 amino acids)
Biological process (GO): protein insertion into mitochondrial inner membrane
Cellular component (GO): TIM22 mitochondrial import inner membrane insertion complex
Source: RefSeq, a predicted model, not a curated record